Phalaenopsis equestris is the source of this 779-nucleotide messenger RNA. RefSeq names its product auxin-repressed 12.5 kDa protein-like. NCBI's taxonomy places the organism in Eukaryota, Viridiplantae, Streptophyta, Magnoliopsida, Asparagales, Orchidaceae. The transcript has 2 exons. Bases 84 to 434 code for a protein of 116 amino acids. The record is from RefSeq and is a predicted model, not a curated record.
CAUCCCUCCUCUAAACAGAGCAUUAAAAAAAUAAAAAAACAGAGAAAGCGGAAGAAGAAGAAUAGAUUAAAAAAGAAAAAAAAAUGGUUCUUUUGGAGAAGCUAUGGGACGAUGUGCUCGCUGGACCUCAACCUGAAAGAGGCCUCAGCAAGCUCCGUGGAAAGACCUCAGCCAACCCUCUCCUCAUCAACCAUGGCAAGCUGUACCAACGAUCGAUGUCGAUGCCAGAGACACCGGUGACGCCGGCGUCUCCGCUGUCUGCUGCUGCGGCGGAGCCGGCGAAGAAGGCCAACGUGUGGCGGAGCGUGUUCCACCCGGGGAGCAAUAUUAACGCCAAGACGAUUGGUGCUGAUCUCUUCGAUAGGCCUCAGCCAAAUACCCCCACUGUUUAUGACUGGAUGUACAGUGACGAGACAAGGAGCAAGCACCGUUGAAGGAGAAAAUAUUACAUUAGGACUCCUAACGCAGUUUGUGUUCGGAGUCUAUAGGCGGGCGUCAUGUAUCAAGUGGGUUUCAUCGUAAUACACCGGACUUCAAAUAUAUUAAGAGUUAUGAUAUAAUAUUUUUUUCGGGUUGAAGACUAGGCUGCCAUUAUAUAUAAAUAAUAAUGAUGAAAACUGUAAUAAUAUAAGUAUAUUUUUACUAAGCAUAUACCUCGUCCUUUUGGGAGGUUUGUGGCCGUGAUGCUUGUUGGCAUCUUGUGCCUUGGGUGAUGUUGUAAAUACCUUUUGUUCUUGUGUAAUAGUAGGAAUUAAUUAGUCGGUUUUAUGCAAGCUUUA